This is a messenger RNA of Drosophila ananassae, 1236 nucleotides long. RefSeq lists its product as uncharacterized. The coding region runs from base 1 to 1236 and encodes 411 amino acids. Lineage: Eukaryota; Metazoa; Arthropoda; Insecta; Diptera; Drosophilidae. The record is from RefSeq and is a predicted model, not a curated record. Gene Ontology annotation, biological process: chromatin remodeling. Gene Ontology annotation, cellular component: nucleus. The transcript has a single exon.
AUGCACAGUGGGAUCAGUGAUGGGGGCAGGAAUGGAGUAGAAAUAUACGUGUCAAAGCAAUACAAACAGACACUUAUCACCUGGAAUCCGGUAUCCGAUAGAAUCAUCACUGCUAGAUUCCGAUGCAACGCUAGGCACAUUACCAUCGUGCAAUGCUACGCCCCGACAGAAGACGCCAGCGAUGACAUCAAAGACGACUUCUACAAUGCCCUCACAUCUUCACUCACCAAGAGCAAACGAGGUGACUUUAAAAUUCUCAUGGGAGAUUUCAACGCGAAAUUAGGCCCCAACAACAACGGAUUGGAACCAAUCAUGGGCCGACACGGUGUGGGAACACAUAGCAACAAUGGCGAAGGGCUCGCCGACCUAUGCCAGACAUUCCAACUAGUCAUUGGUGGCACUGUAUUCCCCCACAAGGAAGUGCACAAGUACACGUGGACAUCACCGAGUGGGCAUACACGCAACCAAAUUGACCAUCUGUGCAUAAGUAGGAAAUGGAGACACUCCCUUAGCGAUGUACGGAACAGGAGAAGUGCGUCAAUUGACAGUGACCAUGAACUAUUAGUCGGAGAACUUCUAAUCAAGCUCAGACGAAGUCACACUGCCACCAGAAGUAGCACAAGAAGACCACCCCCCCUGAACUUACACCGACUUGGAGACCCUGUCAUAUCCACCAGAUUGGCAACAAUGCUACGUGAACAACUAACACCGCAGCAGAACCACACCUGGGAACACACAUGCAGCACACUGAGGAGCACCGCGGAGGGUUUGCUUGGCACCCGACAACGCAGGAGCACAGACUGGAUCUCGACACGCACAUGGGAGCUUAUCAGUGGAAGAAAUUCCCUCAAGUCGAAAGCGGAUCACGACUGCAGAGCCCGGGAUGAAUACAAGGAACUCUGCAAGCUAGUGAAGAAAUCAGCCAGAAAUGACAAGAGAGCACUGAUAGAUAGGCUUGCAGAAAAUGCAGAGAGCGCCGCCAACGCCAACAACAUGCGCUCACUAUACCAGACAAUUGGUAAGCUAUCUGGAAGCGACCUCAGUGAUUGCAAUAAUUGGCGAGGAAUCACCCUGCUGAACACCAGCUACAAAGUGCUAGCCACUUUACUGAAUGAACGUCUACUGGAAAGAAUCGAACCAACAAUACGCGAUGAACAAGGAGGCUUUAGGCCACACAGAAGCUGCGUAGACCAAGCGAACACAUUACGCGCAAUCACCGAACAAGCUUUGGAAUAG